UUGCAAAGGCACAGCACAGGGGGCUCUAAAGUCUAAAGUUUAAACAUUUUGAUUGUUUCAUCUACGCGCAGAAGUUGAACUUCUGCAUGUGUUCUGCCGCAGAACACAGUCAUUAAAUGAUCAAAAUAUUGUAAAAUUAAUUUAUCACAUCUUCAGACUCCAGUAAAGAUCACUUAAUUUAGUUUAGACAAAGUCAUGGCAAAUUUUUAUACUAGUUAUUAUCCAAAUUACUUUAGUGUUGAGGACAUUUUAGCUUCCCAAGACCGAGUUCCUUGCAAAUUUGAAGUCACUGUCAAAGGACUGGGUUACCUUGAUGCCUCAUCUGGGAAUGAAGACAUCCUGCCAGGAUCCAAAAUAGAGUUGCCCUGCUGGAUGGCCCGCCCAUUGUGUUCCUCCAAACGCCUCCCCAUUGUGUCUGCUCAGCUGCCUGUCAACUACCGUGAAAGAUACAGAGAAAUUCUAAGCGCUGAUGCUUGCGUGGUGGACCUGCAGAAGCUGGGCCCUCAUUUCUACGAGCUGGGACUGCACUUGCUGCCCAUCACAUCUGCUCCGGACAGACCUCGUCUUGCUGCCUUGCUAACUCAGGUUCUGAGGGACAGGCUCAGGCCCAUAAUGGACGACGCUCAGCACUGCAGCGCUGAUGAGACCUCACAGAAAAUUGCCAAGCUUGACCGACUCGAGAUCAGACUUUUCCGGGGAGGCCAGGAGAGCGUCAGGGACCGGGAGCGCUGGCUGGACCGCACGGCUCACCUGCUGUCCAUGGCGCCGCUGCUCGCUGCCUCCAACGCCAGGCACAAGCGCAAGCGUCAAGACUCAUAGCCUCCUGCCUUGAUUAAUCAAUUAAUUCUAUACUCUUAUUUGAUAUUUCCUGUUUACCUUUUCUCUAUUCACAUCCAUGGUGUGAGAGUAUAAAUAUUAUAGCCUCCUGCCUUACUUUAUGCUAUACUCUUAUUUGAUAUUUCAUAUUCGAUUGUUUAUUUUUUCUCUUUUUAGCGUAUUUCC
Messenger RNA from Hyalella azteca, 1002 nucleotides. RefSeq names its product DNA replication complex GINS protein PSF3 (gene Psf3). The transcript has 5 exons. Bases 196 to 819 code for a protein of 207 amino acids. The record is from RefSeq and is a predicted model, not a curated record. Lineage: Eukaryota; Metazoa; Arthropoda; Malacostraca; Amphipoda; Hyalellidae. Gene Ontology annotation, cellular component: GINS complex. Gene Ontology annotation, biological process: mitotic DNA replication initiation.